This is a messenger RNA of Camellia sinensis, 2486 nucleotides long. The record is from RefSeq and is a predicted model, not a curated record. Lineage: Eukaryota; Viridiplantae; Streptophyta; Magnoliopsida; Ericales; Theaceae.
GGGCUUUGGUGGUAAUGUGGUGGUGAAAGUGGUUUAGUUAUUCAACAACAGCUAUGGGUUCUUCUUAUUUUGAGGGAGUGGUGCUUGAUCCAUCAAAAUGCAGUAAGUUGAGUAUGGAGGAAAAGAGAGAACUUGUUUAUGAACUGUCAAAGUGGUCACAUGGUGCCCCCGAAAUGCUACAAUCGUGGAGCCGACAGGAGAUUCUGCAGGUACUAUGUGCCGAGAUGGGAAAAGAAAGGAAAUAUACUGGUUUGACAAAAUUGAAGAUCAUAGAGAUCCUCCUAAAAAUAGUAGCUGAGAAGAAAUCACAAGGGCAUGAAAUGGAAACAAGCUCCGAUCCACAUUCUUCGCCUGCAGUUGGGCAAAGGGCUUUCAAAAGGCAGAGGAAAAUUGACAACCCGAAUCGACUUUCUAUUGCAGUAAACAAUGAUGAAAGUGAUAUAAGUAAUACUAUAUACUGCAAAAACUCAGCUUGCAGAGCUAAAUUAAGUCAACAAGAUGCAUUUUGCAAGAGAUGUUCAUGUUGUAUUUGUCAUCAGUAUGAUGACAACAAGGAUCCUAGCUUAUGGUUAACUUGCAACUCGGAGCCUCCCUAUCAAGGUGAUGCAUGUGGAAUGUCAUGUCAUUUGGAAUGCGCUUUGAGGCAUGAAAAAUCUGGGAUUGCAAAAGAUGGGAUGGAUGGAAGGUUUUGUUGUUUGUCUUGCGGGAAAGUGAAUGAUUUGCUUGGAUGCUGGAGAAAACAACUGAUGAUGGCUAAGGAUACCAGGCGUGUUGAUAUAUUGUGCUAUCGUGUUUCCUUGAGCCAAAAGCUUCUUGCUGGUACCAAAUGUUACAAAAAACUUUAUGAAAUUGUGGAUGAAGCAGUAAAGAAGCUUGAAGCAGAUGUGGGUCAUUUAACUGGUUUACCUGUGAAGAUGGCUAGGGGUAUUGUCAACAGACUCUCUUCGGGUCCAGAGGUUCAAAGACUAUGCGCUUGUGCAGUGGAGUCCCUAGAUUCGAUGCUUUCCAAAACCGUGCGUCAUUUGUCAUCCGAUCAUGUGAUUGAAGAAUCCAAUUUGUUAGCUUCAAACAUAAUCCAGAUUGAAGAUGUCUGCACUUCAUCUGUUAUGGUAGUAUUUGGUUCUAAUGAUCUGGAACUAGGAAAUGUUGCGGGUUAUACCUUGUGGCAUCGUAGAGCUGAAAAUAUGGACUACCCAUCAGAACCAUCGGGUAUGUUUACCCCAAAUACAAGGUUUUUACUCUCUGGUCUAAGUCCAGCUACAGAGUAUGUUAUCAAAGUCGUUUUCUUUGAUAGCACUAGAGUUUUGGGGACGUGUGAAAUUCAGGUUCGAACAGACAGUGCUGAGAAUGAACUGCCCAAUCAACUGAACUUGGCAGUUGAAAGAAGUGAAAGUGAAAGUCCAGUGACCAACUGUAGCGGUUUAUCUAAUCCUUCUUCUGUGGAGGAUGAAACUAAUAACAUUGAUAAUGAAAUCAAGAACACAGACAAAAUUGCUUCUGCAAUAUCGAGUGAUGUUGGAAAUUUGGGAGAUUCUGUGUCUUUGUUGGAUGAGGAAGGUGGCACCGGGAAAGUUAACUUGACCCUGAAUUCAAGUGAGUUGAAUAUUGAGAACAAGUGCUCAGGAGAAGGCCAAAUGGUUGAGGAGGCAAGUACAGACAAUGGGUCAAAUACCCAUGUCCAGACAGGCGUGGAAUGUGUGCCGUUUGUAGGUAGCUCAGAAGCUGAAUUGCCCGUUACACCUUGCAAGUUGGAAAAUUUCAAGGACGGGUUGGGAAGAAAUGGGAGAUGCAAACCCAAGGACAAGGAUGUGGAUAGUGGUUCUGGGAGGGAAGAGGAGCCCCAAGCUGGUAGCUCUUCAAAGAAGAGAAGUAGCGAAAGACAAGAUAAAGACCAUUCUGGGAACGGUGAUAGGGAUUUCGAGCAUUAUGUGAAAGUAAUCAGAUGGUUGGAAUGUGAAGGACAUAUUGAGACAACGUUUAGGCAGAAAUUUCUGACGUGGUACAGUUUGAGAGCGACACCACAGGAAAUGAGGGUUGUGAAGGUGUUUGUCGAUACUCUUGUUGAUGAUCCGGCAUCUCUAGCGGGGCAGCUUGUAGAUACUUUCUCUGAAGUGAUUUCAAGCAAGAGAUCUUCUGUUGUGCCAUCGGGGUUUUGCUUGAAGCUUUGGCAUUGACAUGAUUUUAGAAAAGGGUGUCCCUAUUAUUUCGAAUGAUUUUUCAAACUCUAUUAGGGUUUGUAUAGGUGUAAUUAUUUGGACCCCUCAAGGAAACGUCUUUAUAUUCUUCAUUUAGAUCACCAUUCAAAUUUGAUCAUUAGUAUUGGACAUUUUUUCCUUUUUUUUUUGGCAAAAGUAGUAUUUGCCAUUUGAUGAUGUAAGAACACCAGAUAUUAUAUUAUUCUGUAGAACAGUUUGUCAUCAUGAUAAAUUUAACUAUUUAUGAACACCCAUAAGAGCUCGCGAGACACAAUGUCAAAUUUCAUAGAA